UAAUUUCUUUUGAAAUUAAUUGAACCACCGAAGGAACACUCUCUAAGAAACGCGAUCACCUGCGCUGAUGAACAAUCCAGAAGAGAGCAAGCCCAACAGCCCACAACAACAACAACAAUAGAUGGCAACCUCAUCGGCGGCAGUAGAAGGAGUGGCGGCGGCAGCCCUCCGGUCUGUGCUCCAGAGAGUCGACCAGGCCGCCGAGCGGUCGGGUCGUGAAUCGCUGCGGAUCCGUAUGGUUGCCGUCAGCAAAACGAAACCCGUCUCUGUCAUUCGCCAAGUCUACGACGCCGGUCAUCGCUAUUUCGGCGAAAACUACGUCCAAGAACUUGUCGAAAAAGCCCUUCAGGUUCUUUUACAUUUGCAUAAAAGCAUCGAAUUUGUCAAUUGUUGUUUGAUACAAAGGCUUCCGGAUGACAUAGAGUGGCAUUUUAUUGGGAAUUUACAGAGCAAUAAAGUGAAGCCUUUGAUUGCUGGUGUGCCAAACCUUGCGAUGGUGGAAACUGUAGAUGAUGAGAAGAUUGCAAAUCAUCUUAAUCGUGCAGUUGAAAGCCUUGGAAGAAAGCCUUUAAAAGUUUUAGUCCAGGUCAAUACCAGUGGAGAGGAAUCAAAAUCUGGUGUUGAGCCUUCGGGUUGUGUGGAACUUGCAAAACAUGUUAGUCUGAGUUGCCCGAACCUUCGAUUUUGUGGAUUGAUGACAAUUGGGAUGCUUGAUUAUACAUCAACACCAGAGAACUUUAAGACAUUAGCGAAUUGCAGAAGUGAGGUCUGCAAGGCUCUUGGAAUACCAGAAGAGCAAUGUGAACUAUCAAUGGGAAUGUCCGGUGACUUUGAGCUAGCUAUUGAAAUGGGCAGUACCAAUGUCAGGGUUGGAUCAACCAUCUUUGGGGCAAGGGAAUAUCCAAAGAAAAAAUGAGACUAGAUUACUAAUUACAUAUGGGCACAUUCCUUUUUGUCGUCAUUGCAUUGUUAUUAUAAGAGUUGUACUCAAUCCUCAGGCUGUAACGCUUUUACGGUUGGUUGAUGUGGUUCAAUCUCUGGCCUGUAUGGUGGAUGUAACUAUGUACUUUAGUAUUUGGAAAAAGAGAAGAAAUACACUGAUGCAUCUUGGAAUCUAUGGAACUUAUUUGUUGCAUCC
This is a messenger RNA of Durio zibethinus, 1138 nucleotides long. RefSeq names its product Putative pyridoxal phosphate-dependent enzyme, YBL036C type. Gene Ontology annotation, molecular function: pyridoxal phosphate binding. Gene Ontology annotation, cellular component: intracellular anatomical structure. The record is from RefSeq and is a predicted model, not a curated record. NCBI's taxonomy places the organism in Eukaryota, Viridiplantae, Streptophyta, Magnoliopsida, Malvales, Malvaceae.